Messenger RNA from Lindgomyces ingoldianus, 1473 nucleotides. Its product is annotated as NAD(P)-binding protein. The transcript has 8 exons. Bases 1 to 1473 code for a protein of 490 amino acids. The record is from RefSeq and is a predicted model, not a curated record. Lineage: Eukaryota; Fungi; Ascomycota; Dothideomycetes; Pleosporales; Lindgomycetaceae.
AUGACAUCAUACUCCGCACUUCACAAGGUCAUUGGCCCCAAGAAGGAGAUCCACGAUCUCAAUGGCCGCGUAGCCCUCACCACCGGAGGUGCCAUGGGCAUCGAUCGCGAAAGCCUUCGUGAAGGUAGGCGCCUGCGUGAUCAUGGUGAAGAAGCCAUCAAGAAGAUCAGGGAAAAGUGUGGUCAAGAUGCGAAGAUCGAAUGGGAAGGCUGCGACAUGGGCACCCUCUCUGAAGGCAAGGACGUCUUCACCAAAAUCCGCGAACGUGAGGACCGACUCGACCUACUCAUUCUCUCAGCCGGCAUCAAUGCCAACCAAUUUGGCAAGACUAAUGACGACAUCGACCGCCAUUUCCAGAUCAAUUGGUUAGGCCAGGUCUACGUGGUCAACUUACUGUACCCGUUGUUGCGUAAGACGAGUAAGAUGCCAGACACACCAGCUCCGCGCUUCGUCUUCGAAUCCUCGGAGCAGCAUCGCGCUGCACCCUCAGUCGUCCACUUUGGAUCGCCCGACGAGAUAAACAACCCCGAGAUCGGCAACCCCGAGGUGUACGGGAGGACCAAGCUCGCCAUUAUCGUAGGGGUAAAAUACACACUCUCCGUGCACCCUGGAGCCGUCAACACAGCAAUGCAACAACAAUGGAAAGGAGCCUACCCCCGCCUCUUCGGCAAAAUGCUAACCGGCAUCAUGCUCGCCGGCGGCCGCGACGUAGAGCAAGGCUCGUACAGCGCGCUCCGGGGAUUAUACGGAGGGUGCUCGACCCCACACUUUCGAUCGAUUGCUUACAUCGUUGCUCUUUAUACCCAACAAAUAUACACAACACCCAACACCUGGGCAACCACGACCACAAUGGAGUCUUCAGAUUCAGUUCCUGAAGCGUCAGUAGCUGCAUCGAGCGGCGCAUCCAAGACAGUAGCAAUAAUAAUCCGCAACAGUACUGAAUCUCCAAUUCUCCAUCUUUCCGGAGAGAUUAGGAACAUUAUCUACGGAUACUCGCUUGGGGGCUUCAACAGCAGUGUACGCAACCGAGAAAGGGCGCGGCGGAGUUUGCCGAAUUGCGACCUAUACGAAGUACUUGAUCCGGUCCCGGAGUAUCGUAUCAUGGGUUUACUGGGAGCUGAACCCCAAUCCCGUCCUUUAUAUGAUGAAAACUGGGAACCUUAUCAUUUACACAAAGAAGAGGUUCAUCGCUACCAUCUCCCUCCCCGGCCUCCACCGCGCGCUCUGAGCCAGCAGGAUGCAUUGCCGGAACAUCUAUGGCCCGGUUGGGCGCUACUAGCUCGCAACCUAUUCAACUUGAGUUACGCCUGCCGUCAAACUAUGUCCGAAAGCGCGAAGCUGGCAUCGCCGUAUACUGCAAAUCUCUUUCGGUUCUCUUGCAUUCGCACAUUGGCGCAAAUGGAAAACUUUGGGUACGUCGACCACCACUCCGAAAGGGAUAGAGGAUUUCACUUCUUCUUCUUUGAUGACUAG